Molecule: messenger RNA, 7049 nt
Organism: Chrysochloris asiatica (Cape golden mole)
Lineage: Eukaryota; Metazoa; Chordata; Mammalia; Afrosoricida; Chrysochloridae
Gene: SYNJ1
Product: synaptojanin 1
Exons: 33
Coding region: 1-4041 (1346 amino acids)
Biological process (GO): phosphatidylinositol dephosphorylation; synaptic vesicle endocytosis; brain development
Cellular component (GO): presynapse; perinuclear region of cytoplasm
Molecular function (GO): RNA binding; phosphatidylinositol-4,5-bisphosphate 5-phosphatase activity
Source: RefSeq, a predicted model, not a curated record
AUGCGGAAGAGAUGGGCCUGCUGGAGCGGAAGUGACGCUUCCGCCGGCGGCGGCUGCGGUAGGAGGAGGAGCCGGAGGAAGAGCGUUGCCUCUGAGGAAGGGAGAAUGGCGUUCAGCAAAGGAUUUCGGAUCUAUCACAAAUUGGAUCCCCCACCUUUCAGUCUCAUAGUGGAAACUAGACAUAAGGAGGAAUGUCUCAUGUUCGAGUCUGGGGCUGCGGCCGUCCUCUCAUCUGCAGAAAAAGAAGCAAUAAAGGGUACAUAUUCCAAAGUAAUGGAUGCAUAUGGACUCUUAGGUGUAUUAAGAUUAAAUCUUGGUGAUACUAUGUUACAUUAUCUGGUCCUAGUCACUGGAUGUAUGUCUGUUGGAAAAAUUCAAGAAUCUGAAGUUUUCCGAGUUACUUCCACUGAGUUUAUAUCACUGCGAAUUGAUUCUUCUGAUGAGGAUCGUAUUUCAGAAGUACGAAAAGUUUUGAAUUCAGGAAACUUUUAUUUUGCAUGGUCUGCCUCUGGAAUCAGUUUAGAUCUGAGUCUUAAUGCACAUCGUAGCAUGCAAGAGCACACAACUGAUAAUAGAUUUUUCUGGAAUCAGUCUUUACACUUGCAUCUCAAGCAUUAUGGUGUGAAUUGUGAUGACUGGUUAUUACGUCUCAUGUGUGGAGGAGUAGAAAUCAGAACAAUUUAUGCUGCUCAUAAACAGGCAAAGGCCUGCCUCAUUUCAAGACUAAGCUGUGAACGAGCUGGGACCAGGUUUAAUGUCCGUGGAACAAAUGAUGAUGGUCAUGUUGCUAAUUUUGUAGAAACAGAACAGGUUGUGUACUUGGAUGACUCUGUUUCUUCCUUCUUACAAAUCCGAGGAUCUGUUCCAUUGUUCUGGGAACAACCAGGCUUACAAGUGGGAUCCCAUCGUGUCCGUAUGUCAAGGGGAUUUGAAGCCAAUGCUCCUGCUUUUGACAGGCAUUUUAGAACACUUAAGAAUUUGUAUGGCAAACAAAUAAUAGUAAAUUUGCUUGGGUCUAAGGAAGGUGAACACAUGCUAAGUAAGGCUUUCCAGAGUCAUUUGAAAGCUUCUGAACAUGCCACCGAUAUCCAGAUGGUGAAUUUUGACUAUCAUCAAAUGGUUAAAGGAGGAAAGGCAGAGAAAUUACAUAGUAUUCUUAAACCUCAAGUCCAAAAAUUUGUAGAUUAUGGAUUUUUUUAUUUCAAUGGAAGUGAAGUUCAGAGAUGCCAGAGUGGUACAGUUCGAACAAAUUGCUUGGAUUGUCUUGAUAGAACAAACAGUGUGCAGGCAUUCCUAGGCUUAGAGAUGCUAGCUAAGCAGUUGGAAGCUCUUGGCUUAGCUGAAAAGCCUCAGUUGGUGACCCGCUUUCAAGAAGUCUUUCGGUCAAUGUGGUCUGUGAAUGGUGACUCGAUCAGUAAGAUAUAUGCAGGAACUGGAGCACUUGAAGGGAAGGCCAAGUUAAAAGAUGGUGCUCGUUCUGUUACCAGAACCAUUCAGAACAACUUCUUCGACAGUUCCAAGCAAGAGGCCAUUGAUAUUUUGCUGCUGGGAAAUACUCUAAAUAGUGAUUUAGCUGACAAAGCUCGAGCACUCUUAACUACUGGAAGUUUGCGUGUUUCUGAACAGACAUUACAGUCAGCAUCAUCUAAAGUACUAAAGAACAUGUGUGAGAAUUUCUACAAGUAUUCAAAGCCCAAAAAAAUUCGAGUAUGUGUUGGGACCUGGAAUGUGAACGGUGGGAAGCAGUUUCGCAGUAUAGCUUUUAAGAAUCAGACACUCACUGACUGGCUUCUGGAUGCACCCAAGUUAGCUGGCAUCCAGGAAUUUCAAGAUAAAAGAAGUAAGCCAACUGAUAUAUUUGCAAUUGGUUUUGAAGAAAUGGUAGAGUUGAAUGCUGGAAACAUUGUGAAUGCAAGCACAACUAAUCAGAAGCUCUGGGCGGUGGAACUUCAGAAGACAAUCUCCAGAGACAACAAGUAUGUGCUGCUGGCUUCUGAGCAAUUGGUGGGCGUCUGCCUCUUUGUUUUUAUCAGACCACAGCAUGCGCCUUUUAUCAGGGAUGUUGCAGUGGAUACUGUGAAGACUGGGAUGGGAGGUGCCACUGGGAAUAAGGGAGCAGUUGCCAUCCGGAUGCUAUUCCACACAACAAGCCUCUGCUUCGUCUGUAGCCAUUUUGCUGCUGGGCAAUCACAAGUCAAAGAAAGAAAUGAAGAUUUUGUAGAAAUAGCACGAAAAUUGAGUUUUCCCAUGGGAAGGAUGCUGUUUUCCCAUGAUUAUGUUUUCUGGUGUGGUGAUUUCAACUAUCGAAUUGAUCUCCCUAAUGAAGAAGUUAAAGAGCUGAUAAGACAGCAAAAUUGGGAUUCUCUUAUAGCAGGAGAUCAGCUAAUCAAUCAGAAAAAUACUGGACAGAUUUUUAGAGGAUUUUUAGAGGGAAAAGUAACUUUUGCUCCUACAUAUAAGUAUGACUUGUUUUCUGAUGACUAUGAUACCAGUGAAAAGUGCCGCACCCCAGCGUGGACAGACCGUGUCCUCUGGAGAAGAAGAAAGUGGCCUUUUGAUAGAUCAGCUGAGGAUUUAGAUCUUCUAAAUGCUAGUUUUCAAGAUGAAAGCAAAAUCCUCUACACCUGGACUCCUGGCACUUUGCUGCACUAUGGAAGGGCUGAGCUGAAGACUUCUGAUCAUAGGCCUGUCAUUGCUCUGAUAGAUAUUGAUAUUUUUGAAGUGGAAGCUGAAGAAAGACAAAGCAUUUAUAAAGAAGUGAUUGCAGUUCAGGGUCCACCCGAUGGCACUGUCUUGGUCUCAAUCAAAAGUUCUUUAUCAGAUAAUAAUUAUUUUGAUGAUGCUUUGAUUGACGAACUUCUCCAGCAGUUUGCAAAUUUUGGUGAAGUUAUACUCAUAAGAUUUGUAGAAGAUAAAAUGUGGGUUACAUUUUUGGAGGGAAGUUCUGCCUUGAGUGCUCUGAACCUAAAUGGUAAAGAGUUGUUGAAUCGGACUAUAACUAUCACUUUGAAAAGUCCUGAAUGGAUCAAAACUUUGGAAGAAGAAAUGAGUUUGGAGAAAAUCAGUGUGACAUUACCAUCAUCAGCCAGCUCUACACUGCUUGGUGAAGAUGCCGAGGUCACAGCAGACUUUGACAUGGAAGGUGAUGUUGAUGACUACAAUGCUGAAGUAGAGGAAAUUCUUCCUCAGCAUCUCCAGCCAUCUUCAAGCUCUGGCCUUGGCACUUCACCGAGCUCUUCACCCCAUACCAGUCCCUGCCAGUCACCUACCAUUCCAGAAGGUCCUGUACCAUCCCUUCCCAUAAGACCAAGUCGAGCACCAUCAAGAACUCCGGGGCCUCCAAGUUCACAAAGUUCUCCUGUGGACACUCAGCCAGCAACACAGUUGCAACAAAAAGAUACUUCUCAAAUCUUAGAGCCUAAACGGCCGCCUCCUCCCCGCCCAGUUGCUCCUCCCGCACGCCCAGCUCCUCCACAAAGACCACCUCCACCAUCAGGGGCUAGGAGUCCUGCACCUGCUAGAAAAGAAUUUGGAGGUGUUGGAGCCCCUCCCAGUCCUGGGGUAGCUAGGAGAGAGAUGGAAGCACCCAAAAGCCCUGGAAUGACACGGAAAGAUAACAUAGGACGCAGUCAGCCCUCACCUCCGGCCAGCCUCUCAGGCUCAGCCUCUGCCGGAUACAGUGCAGCUAGACCGACUAUUCCACCCCGUGCUGGAGUUAUUAGUGCCCCACAGAGCCAUGCUCGGGUGUCUGCUGGAAGAUUGACUCCCGAAAGCCAAAGCAAACCAUCUGAAGCACUAAAAGGUUCUGCGUAUCUUCCUGAACCCUUGAAGCCUCAGGCUGCCCUUCCCAUGCAGCCUUCUCUGCCCCCACCUGUUCAGAAGAUGCAGGAGCCUCUUGUCCCAGUGACAGCAUCGUUGCCUCAGUCUGCUCCCCAGCCAGUUUUGGAAAGUCCACCCCAGCCACCACCUCGAAGCAGAUCAUCCCAUAACUUGCCUUCAGAGGCAUCUUCACAACAGCAACAGGAGCAACCUUCAGGGUAACAGGUGAAAACAAAUGGAGUCUCUGUUGCCAAACUAGCACCAUCAUUGAGAAGUGACCCAUUUGAAGAUCUGUCAUUUAAUCUGCUUGCUGUAUCAAAGGCUCAGUUAUCUGUUCAACCAUCACCUGCUCUGUGCCCAAACCCAAAAGGGUUGAUUCCAUUGCCUUCUGCAACAAAAAGUAAUGUUGAUCCUCUGAGUUCUGUAAGUUGCAUGCCGACAAUGCCUCCAAUUCCAGCCCGGAGUAAAUCCCAGGAAAGUAUGAGAAGUUCUCCAAAUCCAUUGAUCACUAGCUUGACCAGCACAAAUCCUUUCACUGACAGGACUGCUGUUCCUGGAAACCCAUUUAGAGCUGAGUCUCAAGAGUCAGCUGGCGCUUCAUGGUUCUCCAAAGAAGGGCCUGUUGCUCAUAACCCUUCCCCUUCUCUGCAGCCACUUGGUCCUAACAAAAGCAAGCCUUCAUCUUUACUUGAUGGCUUCAAGGACAGUUUUGAUCUGCAGAGCCAACCCUUGGAUAAAAUUAGCAAUCCGAGAGGAUGGGUAACCUUCGAGGAGGAAGAGGACUUUGGUGUGAAAGAGAAGUCAGCUUCUUCUCCAGGCUCUCUGCAGAAGCAGCCAGGUUCGUUUUCUGGCUCAAACUUGACAAUUGAUGAUGACUUGAAUAAAGGUACAAAUGUUUCUUUCUGUGUGUUGCCGUCAAGAAGACCACCCCCACCUCCUGGCCCUCCAGCCGGCCCGGCCCUGCCAGGAGAUCCUUUCAGAACCACAGCAUCCAAGGUAUCCCCAACCCUAGAGUAUACAGAAAGAUAAUGUGAUGAUACAGUAGAAAAGUAGUAAAGCCAGAAGAAAUGGGCAUUCAUUAUUCAUUAUGUGCAAUAAGGAAUUGCUGAAAGCACUGAUAACCUUCAAAAAAUUACCACUAUUUAAUGUGUAUAGAGCUGGAAUAUAUGUAUAUUGGAAAUAGGGAAAAAUCCUUCUUGUUAUGAACUGAAGUUUUGGUGUGUUUUUGUUCAGAUGGAUAGAAGAGAGUAGUAACCAUAAAAAGUGCUUAAAACUACUUUUAAAAAAGGGUCCUUAUUCAGAAAUCUCUGUGAGUCGUCUCUAAAGAAUUUUAGAACGUCCAAGCAACUUUUAGUUAACAUUACUGCCAGCCAUUUCAUACUUAUUAAUAAUUGGUACUUAUUAAUAUUUACCAAAGAUCUGCCAAAGUUAUAUUGAAACAGUUUUGGUAGGCACUGCUUUAAAAGUGUACUCAUAUAUAUAGAGAUAUAUAGAUAUAAAUAUAUACACACACACUUGCAGCUUUAUAAAACUUUUAAUUAAAUUUGAGGACAUAAUUUGAAUAAAAUUUUUACCUAAAAGUUCUAACAAAGUCUUUUUUUGAAUACCUCAUUACCAGAAAGACAACUGAAAGUGUAAUUUGGACAUUUUAUAAAUUUCCUUUCCCAAACGAGAGAGCCCAAUUUAUGUACUAUUCUAUACCCUACCCCUUCAAAUACGUACUCCACUGUUACUUUCCUCCCUAGUGCCACCAUACACUUUUCUGUCCAGGAGCAGGGCAUUCUUGGAGCUGGGAACCACAUCUUUUGUGUCGCUGUCAUGUGGGUGACUAUUCUAGCCCUCUCAAAUAAGCACUGUGGCCUUAUAUUAGGGAAGGUGCAUUACCACUCAGUUUAAUUGGAAAUAACAGAUCUAAACGUACUCUCUUCUCUGUACAUCAGGUAUCUGUUGUCCAUUUUACUCCCACACUCUAGUAUUUGCUGCUUUUACUUUGGCAUUUUGCUUUUUGCAGGAGAAGCAGCAGUUCUCGUUGUGUUUUGAAUUGGGCACAUGCUCAGAUAACGUUCUCACUCCCCGUAAGAAGUUACAUUAGUACGUCUACAAUGCUGCUUUAAGUCUUUGGUGGCGAUGCCUCAAAUUAGCUGUGGAUUUUGUCUCUUGCACUGCCAAUAUGCAACUAAUCCUACUUUUAUUAAUUUUAUGAAGAAGUACACAGAAUUUUUACAGAGCAUAGUAUUUUGAUAUCAAUAUGUAAACUCAAUCAGAAAACUCCUUGAUCAAUCAUUUUGUUUUCAGUUUAAGUUAAAUCAUCUUUACCCAUUAAAACUCACACUUACAUUCAUACAAAGGGUUGUAUGUGUCCACCUAAAUUCCUGUGUCUGCAUUUACCUUUAAAAAUGUGUAUUGGAGGAGUAUCAGAAAAGAAGAGUUUAUGGGUAAGAAUAUGUAAAAGCACAGCAAACUGCAUUGCACUUAAACUGUAAGCAAAAUCUGUUAGGAAAAAAAGGGCACUUUUCUAAAUGCUCAAAUGUUAUCAAACUACUAUAUUUAUAGAAAAUCCUCUUUCUGUUCAACAGUCAGGAAGUAACUCUUGUGAGUUUUAUAUUGUGUUUUGUUGUUUGGGUUGGGGGGGAUGUCUUAUCAUUUCAGCAGUAGUAUAUUUUAAACAGCAGUAUUAUUAUAAGCAUUGUGCUUCCAAUGUGAAUUAACUUGUUCAAACUGUGGCUUUAACAUCUACGUGAUUGAUGUAUAUGGUAUUUGCUCUCCAUUAACAAGGUAAUUCAUUAUUAGGUAAACUUCACUAGUGCAGAUUGCAGUUCUGUGAGCAGUGUUCCCUACUGAAUAUAAACUACUGUCUAAAAUAUACAUAUCAUGCAGCAGCUCAGCCUUUAUCAGGAAAAUUACAGUUGGCAAGUUGCUGAAAAUGCACAAAGUUAUGAAAGUCGAAAGGUAUGCUGCAAAUAACUAGCCAUUUUUCUGUGUAUUAUUAAAAUAUUUACCAGUUCUGUUAAAAGCAGAACAGAAAUUAGACACUGAGAAUCUCUUUGUGACUUCUUUGUUCUCUACAGUAGUUUGCUGUUUAUACGUAAGAAUUUUAUUGCUUAUGUGGCAUACAAUAUUUAUAACUAUAUACUUUAUAGAAGUAAAGUAUUAAAGUCAGUGAUAUACAUUCUGUAUAUAUCCUGUGAAAUGUACUGUCAUAUGAAAUAAAUAUAACUGUCUUUAUCAUG